Molecule: messenger RNA, 267 nt
Organism: Prunus armeniaca (apricot)
Lineage: Eukaryota; Viridiplantae; Streptophyta; Magnoliopsida; Rosales; Rosaceae
Source: the annotation of a GenBank genome assembly
AUGGCAAUGCAAGAUGAGUUAAAUCCGUUUGUUAGGAAUGAUAUUUGGUACCUUUUCCCUAGGCCAUCACACUAUAAUGUUAUAGGUACCAAUUGGAUUUUCAAGAACAAAAUUGAUAAACAAGGAAAUGCUGUAAGAAAUAAGGCUAGGUUGGUUGCUCAAGGUUACACUCAAAUGGAGGGAAUUGAUUUUGAGGAAACCUUUGCCCCAGUUGCAAAGUUAGAGUCAGUUAUUAGUCUACUACUAGCCAUUGCUUGUCACUUAUAG